This is a messenger RNA of Seriola aureovittata, 1543 nucleotides long. It is a transcript of the gene pla2g1b, whose product is annotated as phospholipase A2, group IB (pancreas). The coding region runs from base 978 to 1394 and encodes 138 amino acids. The transcript is spliced from 4 exons. The record is from RefSeq and is a predicted model, not a curated record. Lineage: Eukaryota; Metazoa; Chordata; Actinopteri; Carangiformes; Carangidae. Gene Ontology annotation, biological process: phospholipid metabolic process; lipid catabolic process; arachidonate secretion. Gene Ontology annotation, molecular function: calcium ion binding; phospholipid binding.
UACUCCCAAACUGCCAUAAGGCCUUGGGAAGCCGACCGCCACUGACCACACAAGCUGGUAGAGGCACAUAAGGCAGAAAAAUAAACAACGAAUCAGGAGAAAAUGAGUCUCCUAAUACAAAACAUACAAAUAUGAUUAACUGUGACAGGACUCUGGUAGAGAGAUGCACCCUUCGCUGUAAAGGAUUGACACAUAUUGACAGUUGUUUUUUCAGUCUUACCGGAGAGAAGCAGCAGCAGAGGAGCUGACAGAUUCAUGGCUACAGUCAUAAGAACCUGAGGUUUGGUUGCAGUCUCUUAUAUCACAGGAGGUGUGAGACAACUACAGAUAAGAGGGGGUGGGAGCUUUAGGUGACCUGUGCAUUUUGUUUUGACUUUAUUUCAGUGCUUUCAGUACCUAAGCAGACAUUUUAGGAACUUUUUAUUUUGUGCUACUUGAUACUUCUAUGGUCCUUCUAAGAUUCAAAGGCAAAUAAGAUGUUGUUACUAUUCACUAAAACAUAUGGUUAGUUUAGAAAAUGUGCCGCUCUGUUAUGAUUAAAUGACCAAACUAAGUAUGAAAUUGUUAUGAAAAAUAGCUCUGCCUCACUGUAGCGGCAAAAUGCCUCUUCCACAUUAAUGCAUUGACAGUUCACUUUUGAUACUUGUACAUUUUGCUUAUAAUGCAAGACUUUUAUUCAAAACAGAGUGUUUUUAUAUUGCAGCACUUGAGUAUCUCUGUGAAGAAGCAGUUAAAAGAAAACACGAACAAGGAGACUGACAGUUCAGGCCUUGUUCAUGUAUAAAAUCCUUUGUAUUUUCCCUCUUCAUUUACAUGAAACUAAUUUGUCUCUUCAGCUCGACUCCCAGGAAACAGCUUGUGUCUUCCUAUUGUCUCCACUUGUGCCCUAAAUGCCAAAUGUCUUGGUCAAGUGACUGUUUUAUGCCUGACCAUCAGUAGUGAAGUGGAACCGAAUCCUGAGAGAGAAGAAAAAGCAGAUGCACAGUGUAUUGUGCUCUGUGAUGGGUUACCCAGCUCUGUGGCAGUUCAGGGCGAUGAUCAUCUGCACUCUACCUGACAGCUGGCCGCUGUUUGACUACACUGACUACGGUUGCUACUGUGGGCUGGGAGGCUCCGGCACACCUGUGGAUGAGCUUGACAGGUGUUGUCAGGUGCACGACCAGUGCUACGGUCAAGCCAUGCAGCAUGACGAUUGCUGGCCCAUCUUCGACAAUCCUUACACUGAAAUAUACAGCUACAGAUGUGACAAGGCCAGCAAGACCAUCACCUGUCUGAAUAACAACAACGCCUGCGAGAAGUUCAUCUGUGAGUGUGACAGGAAAGCAGCCUUGUGCUUUGCCAAGGCAGGUUAUAAUGAAGGAAAUGCCCACCUUCCCAGUGACCGCUGCAAGUGAGCCGAGGGAUGCAGGGAUACGCAGUCAGAAGAAACUCACCACCAACAUUUAAGAGUGACUUUUUAUUAAAGAUCACUAAAGGAGAAAAGAACUAUUGUAAUCGUAGUCAUUAUUUUAUUAAAGUUUCAAAGAUGUGUAUGCAAAUUUCA